This is a messenger RNA of Aspergillus costaricaensis CBS 115574, 2121 nucleotides long. RefSeq names its product MRS7 family protein. The transcript has 3 exons. NCBI's taxonomy places the organism in Eukaryota, Fungi, Ascomycota, Eurotiomycetes, Eurotiales, Aspergillaceae. Gene Ontology annotation, cellular component: mitochondrial inner membrane. The coding region runs from base 110 to 1750 and encodes 546 amino acids. Gene Ontology annotation, biological process: intracellular monoatomic cation homeostasis. The record is from RefSeq and is a predicted model, not a curated record. Gene Ontology annotation, molecular function: ribosome binding.
CCUCAGUGUGUCACAUUUGAAGUCACGUCCCGCAUUUGGCUCCGUAUUGUUGUGCAUCCGUCUGCAUUCGCUCGAUCUUCCGAGCAUUUCGAUCCCCUAGGUUUCCGCAAUGUCCGUUACAAUGAGGUCAGCUAGCCUUGUGCGCGGCAAUGCAGUAUUGCGGCCUAAUUUGCUCGCCCGGCAACGACUUUCCGGUGCCUUGGCUGCGUCGACGGCCGCAAACCUCCGAUUCAACGGUAGAAGUCUGCCAUCUCAACUGUCGGCAAUCGCUCUUUUAGUCCCUCAGCAGCGAGGAUAUGCCACCGAUCCGUCGACCUCUUCCUCCUCUUCCUCAAACUCGUUCCCCCCUCCGGGCUUCAACGCAGAGCAGGCCAAGAAGCCCCUCCCCCCGGACAACGUGCAGCCUUCCAAAGAUGUCCAGAAGGUCGCACCAAGCUCUGGACAGUCUAUUUCGUCUCAAAUCGCUGCACAGAACAAUGGAAAGUCAGCUGACCUGACGACGGCGAAGACCGCGGAUGUUGAUGGCAAGAAGGAGGAGAAGAAGGAGACGAAGAAACUGACAAUCGGACAAAAGAUCAAGAAGGAAGCCCAGCACUACUGGGAUGGUACCAAGCUUCUUGCUACGGAAGUCAGAAUUAGUUCUAGAUUGGCAUUGAAGAUGGCUGCUGGCUAUGAACUCAGUCGCAGAGAGCACCGUCAGCUCCAAAGAACCGUCAAGGAUCUGGGUCGCCUUGUGCCUUUCUCCAUGUUCGUCAUCAUCCCCUUCGCGGAACUGCUACUUCCCAUUGCCCUGAAGUUGUUCCCGAACAUGUUGCCUAGCACCUACGAGGGUCAGAAGGCGCGCGAGAAGAAGGCGCUGAGCCUGAGCUCUACACGUAAGGAGGUUUCGGGCUUCCUGAAGGACACACUGAAGGAGUCUGGUCUCCCGGUCACUGCUGCGACCGUCAAGAAUGAAGAGUUUGCGGAGUUUUUCAAGAAGAUCCGUACCACGGGAGAAUCGCCCACUCCCGACGAUGUGAUCAAAGUGUGCAAGAUUUUCAAGGAUGACCUGACUCUCGACAACCUGUCUCGGCCUCAGCUGGUGGGUAUCUGCAAGUACAUGAACCUCAACACCUUUGGAACGGAUGCCAUGCUCCGCUACAACAUCCGCCACCGUAUGCGCCAGAUCAAGCGUGACGACCGCGCUAUCUUCCACGAAGGUGUGGACUCUCUGUCUGUCCCUGAACUGCAGAUGGCAUGCGCCUCCCGUGGUAUCCGCACACACGGUGUGUCUCCCGCUCGCCUGCGCGAGGACAUGUCGAUGUGGCUGGACCUGCGUCUUAAGCAGGGCGUCCCCUCCACCCUUCUUGUGCUGAGCAACGCAUACGUCUACGCCCAGGGUGGUAAGGAAGCCGAGAUGUCGUCCCAGAUUGAGGCUCUCCAGUCCGUCCUGUCCAGCAUCCCUGAGGAGCUGUUCCACGAAAUCGAGCUCGAGGUUCACAAUGCCGAGGGCGCUGCCACCAACAAGCAGCGUCUGGAGGUCAUCAGAGAGCAGCAAGAGCUGAUCGAGGAGGAGAACGAGCAGAACAGCGAGAACGAGGAGAAGGGCGUUUCUGCUCCUAAGGACAUCGAGGAUAUCGAUGACAAGGAAGACGUCAAGUACGAAGCCAAGUACAAGACGCAAGCGGGUGAGGCCAGCGAAGCCGUCCAGGAGGGCGAGAAAGCCGAGCAGGCACAGCAGUCUACCCAGGCGAAGGAAGAGAAGAAAUAAUCGCAACCUUCCUUCUCUCUCUCUCUCUCUCUCUCUCUCUCUUUGCUUCGACAGGGCGUUUAUACCGCGUUGAUGAACCUGACAUAGAUCUCUUUUCUCCUCUUGACCCCUACGCCUAUACUCUCUACUUCCUCUCUUUUUCUUUUUUCUUCCCAUGUGUUAUUGUGUAUACGAUAGACUCUGCUCGCUUGUUUGUUUAUUUACUCGUCUCAUUUCUUGUAUUUUCUCUGGGAUCCGUGGUUGGACACCAUCGAAUUUGGGUCUCUUAUAUCCUUUUAAACCAGGCUUCUUUCUUUGUGACCUACCGACACUGAAAUAGAUACUUACUUAGUCGACUUGGACGGUUGAUCUGGACAGAAAAUAUGACGUGG